GCAGAACCUCUUCCAUGUCUGCCGGGGCAUUUCUGCCCCACGGGCACAUCACAGGGCACUCAGUUACCCUGUCCUCCAGGAACAGUGCAGGCACAGUCUGGGACAGCCAGUAAAGAUGAAUGUCUACCAUGUCCUGCAGGCAUGUUUUGUGCUUGCCAUGGUCUUUCAGAGCCUACAGGGUGCUGCCAGGAUGGAUUUCACUGCCCUUUAGGGGCUACAAGCCCAAAUGGCACUUGAAAUCUGAUUGAAUCUACAGGCAACAACUUGCACCCGCCUGGCCAUUAUUGUCCAACUGGUAUUGGCUUUCCUCUCCCAUGCCCCGCUGGAACGUUCUCCAGCUCCCCAUGGUUGAGUGGGACAGAGCAGUGCCAGCCAUGUCCUCCUGGGUACUUCUGUGUGCAGACUGCUAUGGUCCAUCCAUCAGAAGCAGCUCUCUGUGAUGCUGGGUCAUUUUUGCCCUUUUGGCACUGCUGCAGCUGUACCUUUUCCUGUGGGCACACUGGGACAGGUUACCAGGGCUCAGUCAGAGGCUGCCUGUGUGCCCUGUCCUACCGGCCUCUACUGCAACCUGGAACAUCACAACCACAGGGGGGUUACUUCAUAGAAAGCUGUCUUCCAUGCCCAGCAGGGCAUCAUUGUGCCAGCGAGGGCCUGGAUGCUCCAACUGGACACUGUGCUGCAGGUUUUUACUGCCCCAUAGACUUCUCCUCCACCACCCCGCAUGCCUUCCUCUGCCCCAAAGGUCAUUACUGUCUCUUAGGCUCACCCCUGGCCUUGCUCUGCCCCACGGGACAGUACCAGCCAAAUCCGGGCUUGGAUAACUGCAUCCCCUGUCGUCCAGGCUAUUACUGUGAGGAGGCAAUUAUCGGAGACCCCCAGCCUUGCCCCCCACACUCCUACCCCCCUGCAGCCACAAUGGUUCCUCAGCCCUGUCACAAUGGCACAUAUACCCCACCUGAGGUCGGGGGUCUGCUAGAGGAGAGAGAGUGUUUGCCGUGUCCACCAGGAAAGUUCUGCAAGUAUGUUCACAGAUCACAUGAGGGUGCUUCUUCAACCAUGGGCACUUAUGACCUUGUGGACCUUUAGAAAAUAAACUUAAAACAAAC
This is a messenger RNA of Cyprinus carpio (common carp), 1106 nucleotides long. RefSeq names its product signal peptide, CUB and EGF-like domain-containing protein 3. The record is from RefSeq and is a predicted model, not a curated record. Bases 409 to 1086 code for a protein of 225 amino acids. The transcript has 7 exons. NCBI's taxonomy places the organism in Eukaryota, Metazoa, Chordata, Actinopteri, Cypriniformes, Cyprinidae.